AUGGCUCAUCCAACAGCCAGGCCAGCUACACUCGCAGUCCAUGCGGAUGAUGUUGUCAACAAUGCUACAGAUGUUGCUCCUCCAAUUCACCUGUCCACAACAUUCCGGUACCGCAAAAAUCCAGAUGAAUUGAUCCCGGCUGCAGAGCACAAUUUCGACGAAGAGGACCCCACUACCAUGGAACCGAUUUACUCCCGUGUUGCGGCGCCGAAUUCUGCACGUUUCGAAGCAAUCCUUUCGUCUUUACUCAAAGGACGCGCACUUGCAUAUGGUUCCGGACUGGCGGCUUUGAAUGGAGCAUUGGUACUCCUCAACCCAAAAAACAUUUCCAUUGGAGACAACUACCACGGCUGCCAUGGCGUCAUUGAAAUUUUCAACAGACUCACUGGAUUAAAGAAGCUGGGUUUAGACUGCCCUGCGGAGGAAUUGCAUGCCGGAGAUGUCAUCCUACUGGAGACACCUCUGAAUCCUAACGGAACCGCUUUUGAUAUUGAACACUAUGCGCAAAAGGCACAUUCUCGCGGCGCGUUUCUCAUUGUAGAUAGUACAUUUGGUCCGCCUGGCCUGCAGGACCCUUUUGAGUUUGGUGCCGACAUUAUCAUGCAUUCGGGAUCGAAAUAUUUUGGAGGACACAGCGAUCUCCUCUGCGGAGUGCUGGCCACAAGGCGCAAGGACUGGUUUGAUCAGCUAUUUGGUCAGCGUCUUCAUCUUGGAAAUAACAUGGGCAACCUGGAGAGUUGGCUCGGAGUGCGCAGUCUGCGUACGCUUGAAUUGAGGGUGCAACGCGCCAGCCAGAAUGCGACAAGUCUCGUCUCGUUUCUUCACUCUGCUUUGACUCAGUCAAACGCCGCUGCUGGAAGUGAUGCUGAAACUGUAUCGAAAGUCCUCGCCGAGAUCAGACACGCCAGUCUUCAAACAGAGCCUUAUGUCAAGAAACAAAUGCCCAAUGGAUAUGGUCCGGUCUUCUCCAUUAUUAUGAAGGAUGAAGCUCUGGCUAGAAGACUGCCAAGCAAACUGCAAUAUUUCCAUCACGCGACCAGUCUCGGAGGUGUGGAGAGCCUGAUUGAGUGGCGGGCCAUGUCAGAUCCAAGAGUUGAUCAACGAUUGUUAAGAGUCAGUGUUGGUAUUGAGCAUUGGGAGGAUCUGCGGGAUGAUUUGGUAUCGGCUUUUAAAGCUUUGAUAGCUUAG
Talaromyces marneffei is the source of this 1188-nucleotide messenger RNA. RefSeq lists its product as uncharacterized. Bases 1 to 1188 code for a protein of 395 amino acids. NCBI's taxonomy places the organism in Eukaryota, Fungi, Ascomycota, Eurotiomycetes, Eurotiales, Trichocomaceae. Gene Ontology annotation, biological process: transsulfuration. The record is from RefSeq and is a predicted model, not a curated record. The transcript is spliced from 2 exons. Gene Ontology annotation, cellular component: cytoplasm. Gene Ontology annotation, molecular function: pyridoxal phosphate binding; carbon-sulfur lyase activity.